UCCCUAUCGGACCUCAACUUCUUGCGCUUCAGAGGCCAGCUGACAGACAAGACAACUGACUGAUCGAAAAUAAUAAUAAUAAUAAUAAUAACGUUUGGAUUCAAAGUUUUAAAGACACAGAAACUAAGGAAGAGCUAACCAAGCAAACAGACUGCAUUAUAGACUAAAGAAAGAAACCCUCAACAAAAAUAACAACAGCAGCAGAUGGACUGACUGGCACAACAGACAGACACAUAUCAACUCUCUGACGACCAGCCGGCGCCUCACAUAAAUGGCUGACAAGCAGAUCAGUUUGCCUGCCAAAUUGAUAAAUGGUGGGAUCGCAGGGCUGAUUGGUGUGAGCUGUGUGUUUCCCAUUGACCUGGCCAAGACCCGCCUGCAGAACCAGCAAAAUGGGUCACGACUCUACACCAGCAUGUCUGACUGUCUUAUCAAGACCAUCCGCUCAGAGGGAUACUUCGGGAUGUACAGAGGGUCUGCGGUGAACUUAACCCUGGUCACUCCAGAGAAAGCCAUCAAGCUAGCAGCAAAUGACUUCUUCAGACAAUACCUCUCCAAGGAUGGGUAA
Molecule: messenger RNA, 568 nt
Organism: Oncorhynchus masou masou (cherry salmon)
Lineage: Eukaryota; Metazoa; Chordata; Actinopteri; Salmoniformes; Salmonidae
Product: mitochondrial glutamate carrier 1-like
Exons: 4
Coding region: 272-568 (98 amino acids)
Biological process (GO): aspartate transmembrane transport; L-glutamate transmembrane transport; malate-aspartate shuttle
Molecular function (GO): L-glutamate transmembrane transporter activity; L-aspartate transmembrane transporter activity
Source: RefSeq, a predicted model, not a curated record